Molecule: messenger RNA, 322 nt
Organism: Dendronephthya gigantea
Lineage: Eukaryota; Metazoa; Cnidaria; Anthozoa; Malacalcyonacea; Nephtheidae
Product: LYR motif-containing protein 4-like
Exons: 3
Coding region: 27-278 (83 amino acids)
Biological process (GO): iron-sulfur cluster assembly
Cellular component (GO): L-cysteine desulfurase complex; mitochondrion
Source: RefSeq, a predicted model, not a curated record
GAAGCAAGUCUAAUUAUACAUUCAAAAUGGCAGCUCGAAAAGAAGUGCUUCAUUUAUAUCGGUUAUUACUAAGAGAAUCUUAUAACUUUACCAAUUAUAACUACAGAUUAUACGCUUUACGCAAAGUAAGGGACUGUUUUCGUGCAAAUAAAGAUGAAACGGAUCCUGAGAAAGUCAGAAGUUUCAUAAUAAAAGCUCAUCAGAACUUAGACAGUUUAAAGAGACAGACAUCACUAAAUAAGAUGUACGGCACAUUUAAGCUGAUUAUAGAGUCAUGACAUUCCAGUCACAAUGAACUGUAUCAAGAAAGCAACAAACUGAC